Molecule: messenger RNA, 642 nt
Organism: Aspergillus uvarum CBS 121591
Lineage: Eukaryota; Fungi; Ascomycota; Eurotiomycetes; Eurotiales; Aspergillaceae
Exons: 1
Coding region: 97-432 (111 amino acids)
Source: RefSeq, a predicted model, not a curated record
GAGUGGAUCGCCGCGUUCAUUGAAAAUGACGAAGAAGAGGAGGCCAAUUACCGCGCGCAGCUGUACAAGCGGGGUGAGGACGAGGAGGACGAUCUGAUGUCGGCGGGGCGCGGGCUGGACGAGCGCCAUAACCACGAUGAUGGUUACUAUGAUGAUUUGGAGUUGGAUAUAGAUGAGAGCGUGCUGGAGGGGUUGAUCAUCGUGGGGUUGGCAGCGACUCUGUUGAUCCUGGUGUACAUGCGACAGCAGCGGAAUCGCCAGAGACAGGACGGCGGGAAUCAGGCUGUGGCUGGUGGAGGCAACCGCAAUGGGAAUGGGGUUGGAAAUGGCAACGGGGUGGGCAAUGGGAACGGAUUCGGCGAUCGAGGGUUCUUCCCUCGACCUGGGGAUCCAGAGUUCGCGCAAUGGGCGGCGGGGGGAGUGGGCCAUUAGAUUAGUUGGUUGGCGAUGAAGAAACUGUAGUAGUAGUUUAGAUGUGCAAAGGGUGCCUGAGCAUGUGACUCCGGCUUAUCGAUAAGAGCAGCAGCUUUAUCGCUCUGUCUGCUCUCGUCCUUGAUCUCCAACUGAACUAACUUCAUGAUUGAGACUGAGCAUGUUGAGACAUUGCAAUUCUUCUGCUACGCUUCUCAGUUGACUCAAUAC